AAGCAGGGGCGGACUGACCAUUUGGAAACUCGGGCACUGCCCGAGGGCCCGGGGUCAGUAGGGGGCCCCAUGAGAUGCCCCUGGUACCUUUUUCAUAGGCUUUUUUGAGUUUGGGCAAGGACACAGGGGCCCCAUAAUCCCCUAUUGUCCGGGGGCCCCAUGAGUUGUCAGUCCGCCCCUGGCAGAGGGUUAAUAUUGGAGUGAUUUAUUCUUUCCCCAUUCGGGUUGUGGGGUAGGAGAGUCAUAGGAAACAAUGGAGAGG
This is a messenger RNA of Staurois parvus, 262 nucleotides long. The record is from the annotation of a GenBank genome assembly. Lineage: Eukaryota; Metazoa; Chordata; Amphibia; Anura; Ranidae.